Olea europaea var. sylvestris is the source of this 1386-nucleotide messenger RNA. Its product is annotated as pumilio homolog 2-like. NCBI's taxonomy places the organism in Eukaryota, Viridiplantae, Streptophyta, Magnoliopsida, Lamiales, Oleaceae. Bases 469 to 1371 code for a protein of 300 amino acids. The transcript is spliced from 2 exons. The record is from RefSeq and is a predicted model, not a curated record.
CGAAUCCAAAGAGUAAACGUGUCGCCGACAUAUUGUUGCAGAUAUUCAUUAAUCAAUUUCUUACUUUAUUUAACCGCUUUCUUGUCUAUCUGACCAUCUUUCUUGAAAAUUAGUAAUUCCAUACGAAUUAAAACACUACCUGAACCACGCAGAAAUGAAAAGCAUUUUUGGAAAGCAUUUAUUUAUAGCAAAUACAAAAUAUAUCCAGUAACUGUAUUUAAUCCCAUCUUCUCUUUGUAUAGUAGUAGUAGUUGGAAAACAGAACCCUAAGGGAUUCUCUGUGAGAACAAUUCGCCGCCAGAUUGAUACUUUCUUGUAUAACUUGUAAACCUCUCUCAUGACUCUUUCUUGCAAACUCUUGUCCAACUCUCACUAGCUUACUUUCAUACUCACUUUUGCUCUUUUUCUUGAAAUUUAUGGUGUAAAAAAGGGCCCUUUUAAAUUUUGUUGAUUAUCUUUGGGAGACAGAUGCUUAAUAGUAAUGAAAAUCCCUUUGGAGAUGACUUGGAGAAGGAGAUAGGGUUUUUGCUCCGUGAACAGCGGCGCCAAGAGGCUAUUGAUCGUGAAAAGGAGCUAAAUUUGUACAGGAGUGGGUCAGCUCCGCCUACUGUUGAGGGUUCGCUGAGUGCUGUUGGUGGGCUGUUUAACCAUGGUGUUGACGGCAGCAGUGGCAAUAACUCUGCCUUUGCUGAGUAUGCAAAAAUCAAGAGCAGUAAUGGUUUCAUGUCAGAGGAGGAGCUUAGGUCUGAUCCUGCAUAUUUAUCUUACUAUUACUCAAAUGUCAAUCUGAACCCAAGGCUGCCGCCUCCUCUGUUGUCAAAGGGGGAUUGGCGGUUUGCGCAGAGGUUACAAGGAGGGAAUUCGACGAUUGGGGAUAGGAGGAAGGUGAAUAGAAUUGAUUCUGAUGGUGCUGGGGGAUCCCUGUUUUCGAUGCCACCUGGAUUCAAUUCUGAGAACCAAGAGAGUGAGAAUGAGACGGAUAAUGUGCUGGGUUCUGAAGAAUGGGAUGUUGAUGGAUUGAUUGGUUUGCCUGGAUUAGGGCUGGGUAGCAAAAAGAAGAGUUUUGCUGAAAUAUUUCAGGUGAAUAACUUGCAUAAAUUUGCUUUCUUUUUAUGGAUUUUCUGUAAUCCUUUACUUGGAGAUGUCCUCCUCUUUUGCGAUUGCAAAAUGCUACUGAUACUGUGCUUAAUGUUGUGCUUGCCAUUUGACAUUAGUCUUUUUUUUGUUUACUGUCGUUUAUUGACUUAUAUAUCCAAGUUUUCAUACUUAUUAAAACAUUAUUCUUCUUAUGCAUGUAUUGAAGAGCUAUACAUGAUUGUUAUGUUCUUUACAUGUGCUACAAUUGUCACAUAUCUAUCUGAAUAUAUAUAGGCACGAGCUUAACUU